AUGGGCAAAGUUUUCUGGGAAAGGUGCAUAUACGGUGUGGUUAUCAGAGAUGCAAAUGGAAUGUUCAUGGCUGCUGCAUCUAGAUGCUUGUCUUGGUGUAAAAGCCCAGAACUCGCAGAGGCCAUGGCGGUUCGUCGUGGAGUCCAAGUGGGGCUUCAACUAGGACUAAAUGCAGUCAUGGUGGAAAGUGAUUCUAAGGCAGUCAUUGACAUGAUAAAUGGGCAUACAGUAGUCAGCCAAAGCGUGAAUUCUACCAUCCAUGAUGUUAAGGUUUUGAGCAAUGAUUUUCAAAGUUGUAUGUUUUUGUUUGCUCGCCGAUCUUCUAAUUCGGUUGCGCAUACUUUGGCUAGUAAAGGUUUAGGUGGGUUGGAUUGUAGUCUUUGGACUGAAUCCCCUCAUGUUUGGCUUCUUGAUUCCUUGUCUAGGGAUGGAGAUUCCUCAUGA
This is a messenger RNA of Rhododendron vialii, 444 nucleotides long. RefSeq lists its product as uncharacterized. The transcript has a single exon. NCBI's taxonomy places the organism in Eukaryota, Viridiplantae, Streptophyta, Magnoliopsida, Ericales, Ericaceae. Gene Ontology annotation, molecular function: RNA-DNA hybrid ribonuclease activity; nucleic acid binding. Bases 1 to 444 code for a protein of 147 amino acids. The record is from RefSeq and is a predicted model, not a curated record.